AUGCCGAAGCCGACGCUGCUGCUGCGCGGGGGCUGGGAGCGCGAGCGCAGUCCCGGGGACUCGGAGCUGGGCCGCCAGUUCCGGGACUGGUGCCUGCGCACCUACGGCGACUCGGCCAAAACCAAGACGGUGACACGCAGCAAAUACCAGCGGAUCACCGAGGUCCUGCAGGGCGGCGGUGGGACGGGCGCGGGCAGCGGCCCGGCGGCCGGCGAGAAAGGCAAGUUCCAGUUCUGGGUGCGCUCCAAGGGCUUCCGCCUGGGCAGCAGCCGGGAACCCAAGAUGGGCCAAGUGGUGUAUGUGCCGGUCAAGACGGGCUCGGGGGCAGAUGGCCUGUCGGAGCCGGAGGGCAUCUCUCUGAAGCGGGUCGCUGUGGUGGAAGAUUUCUUUGACAUCAUCUACUCGAUGCAUGUGGAGAGCUCAGCGGAGCCAGGCAAAGCCCCCAAGCACGCUGGGCAGAAGAAAACCUACCGAGCGAUUGCGGAGACCUACGCCUUCCUUCCGCGAGAGGCUGUGACCCGGUUCCUGAUGAGCUGCACAGAGUGUCAGAAGAGGAUGCACUUUAAUUCCAACGGCCUGGAGCCCAAAGAAAAUGAGCCUCCUUCUCCUCUGGUCUCCGGGAUUAUUGAUUACAACAUGCCCCUCACCUCCACGUAUCUGAAGCAGAUGAAGUUGCGCGUGAUGAACUCCCAGGAGCAGGAUGAAACCUCUGUGAGCAGUGAAGAUUUUGAUAUGAACGACUCCACAUGGAUGUCAGCUGACCCACACCUGGCCUCCAGCCUGAGUCCCAGCCAGGACGAGAGGAUGCGGAGCCCGCAGAACCUCCACAGCCAAGAGGAUGAUGACUCCUCCUCUGAGAGUGGCAGCGGCAAUGGUUCCUCCACCCUGAACCCAUCCACGUCCAGCAGCACGCAGGGUGACCCCGCCUUCCCCGAGAUGAAUGGCAACGGCGCUGUGGCCCCCAUGGACUUCACGGCCACGGCUGAGGAUCAGCCCAUCAACCUGUGUGAUAAGCUCCCGCCAGGCACAGCACUCGGCACGCCCUCCUACCCCUCUGACAGCUGCGGCACAGAUGGACUGCGGAGCCGCGUCAAGUACGGGGUGAAGACCACCCCUGAGUCCCCGCCCUACAGCUCGGGGAGCUACGAUUCCAUCAAAACUGAGGUCAGUGGCUGCCCUGAGGACCUGACUGUGGGUCGGGCUCCCACAGCAGAUGACGACGACGACGACCAUGAUGACCAUGAGGACAACGACAAGAUGAACGACUCGGAGGGCAUGGACCCUGAGCGCCUCAAGGCCUUCAAUAUGUUUGUGCGUCUCUUUGUGGACGAGAACUUGGACCGCAUGGUGCCCAUCUCCAAGCAGCCCAAGGAGAAGAUCCAGGCCAUCAUCGAGUCCUGCAGUCGGCAGUUCCCUGAGUUCCAGGAGCGGGCCCGCAAGCGCAUCCGCACGUACCUCAAGUCCUGCCGGCGCAUGAAGAAGAACGGCAUGGAGAUGACCAGACCCACACCUCCCCACCUGACCUCGGCCAUGGCAGAAAACAUCUUGGCAGCUGCCUGUGAGAGCGAGACGAGAAAAGCAGCCAAAAGGAUGCGCCUGGAGAUCUACCAGCCCUCGCAGGACGAGCCCAUAGCCCUGGACAAGCAGCACUCCCGGGACUCCGCAGCCAUCACCCACUCCACCUACUCACUGCCAGCCUCCUCCUACUCCCAGGACCCCGUGUAUGUCAAUGGCGGCCUCAACUACAGUUACCGUGGUUACGGGGCCUUGGGCAGCAACCUGCAGCCCCCUGCCUCCCUGCAAACAGGAAAUCACAGUAAUGGGCCCACGGACCUCAGCAUGAAAGGCGGGGCCUCCACCACCUCCACCACGCCCACGCCCACGCCCUCCAACAACAGCACCAGCAGGACCAUGCCCACCGCCCAGCUCAGCCCUACAGAGAUCAGCGCCGUGCGGCAGCUCAUCGCUGGCUACCGAGAGUCCGCCGCCUUCCUGCUGCGCUCGGCAGACGAACUGGAAAACCUCAUUUUGCAGCAGAACUGACCCCAGCGGCACCUGGAGUGCACUGCCCUAGGGGAGGGGGCCGGCCCGGCCCGGCCCGGACCCAGCUUCCUGCCUCGCCAGUUGGUACAUUUUGCUUUUUGAAAGAGGUGGGAUCCAAAAGAGCUGUUUCUAGCCACACUCCAAGCACCUGAGACUUUGGGCACAAGGACACUUUUUUUGGAAUCUCACCACACGGGUGCUCCGAACCUGCUUGGAAGAGGCCGAUGGGGCAGCUUUGGAAGGGCUGGGCUCCCCUGACAGGGUGCUGGGGCUGCAGCUCUUAUUUAGUAUCAUCUUCGUGGACCCUGAUGUUAGAAUCCCACUCCCAGAUAAUUACCUUUCAAGUCUUAGGUGAGCAGAAUUGCAUAUUUAUUGAGAAAAACAAAGUGGACCCUUUCUUCCUCUCCCCUUAGUAAUUUAUUUUUCUGAAAAUGGAUUCUUUUGUGUUUGUACAGAUUGCCAGUCUGUGUCUGUCUGAUCAGAAGGAUGUCUCCCUGUGACCUAACAUUCCAUAUCACUACACUGGCGCGGGUGGGGCCGGCAGGGUGGGGCUUCGGGGCCCAGUGCAGGGCGGGCUGUCCCUCGGCGUGCCCAGCACCACAGGGCAGGAGGACCUCCCCCACACCCACUGCAAAGCAAAGACAAACACACGGCUCCCCCCCACCCCCAAUUCCACAGAUGCCCCAGCCACGGCCACCAGUAUUCUACCUCACACUCCAGCCGGGGGCUUUUUCCAGGACACGUCCGGAGCCCGUUCUGAAUGGCUGCCUCCCAGCUCCCCCACACACUGCGUCUGCCUGGGAGGUAAGUCCAGCUGGGCGGCAGGAGCAACUGGAGCCCACAGAGGGAGCCAGCCCGGGCCCUCCCAGGCAGCCGGUCCGCAGGGUCCUUGCCCUCACCCUGCCCCUGGAGUCAGGUGGACCGCUUCUCCGCGCAGACCCAGGGCUCUCAGACACCUGCUAGCAAGGGCCGGUUUCUUCAGGGUGAGCCCCUGGCUGUCAGGC
Messenger RNA from Pteronotus mesoamericanus, 3047 nucleotides. RefSeq names its product nucleolar protein 4 like (gene NOL4L). The coding region runs from base 1 to 2043 and encodes 680 amino acids. The record is from RefSeq and is a predicted model, not a curated record. The transcript has 11 exons. NCBI's taxonomy places the organism in Eukaryota, Metazoa, Chordata, Mammalia, Chiroptera, Mormoopidae.